Messenger RNA from Glycine soja, 1653 nucleotides. RefSeq names its product thaumatin-like protein 1b. The coding region runs from base 165 to 1154 and encodes 329 amino acids. NCBI's taxonomy places the organism in Eukaryota, Viridiplantae, Streptophyta, Magnoliopsida, Fabales, Fabaceae. Gene Ontology annotation, biological process: defense response. Gene Ontology annotation, cellular component: extracellular region. The transcript is spliced from 3 exons. The record is from RefSeq and is a predicted model, not a curated record.
UAUUUUGUAGGGAAUGAUAUAUAUCACAUUUUUGUAGAUCUUUUUUCUUUUAAACACUUUGCAAAAUUAUUCCCCUAUAAAUACCCAUCAUCCCUGCCCAAGUUCCAUUUAACAAACCCACCAGAUUUCGAUCAUCUUUAUUUUUUAGAAUAUCCCCACUUAACAUGGAUCAGUUAACACUAGCAUUUCCAUUUUUACUAACACUUCAUCUGUUAGUAUCAGGUGUAGUAGCAACAACAUCGUUCACACUGGUUAACAAAUGCGACUACACAGUGUGGCCAGGCAUUCUCUCAAACGCAGGAAUCGCCACGCUUCCAACAACAGGUUUCGUUCUUCAAACCGGAGAGUCCAAAACCGUAACCGCUCCAACCUCUUGGGGUGGCCGUUUCUGGGGCCGCACACUCUGCACGCAAGACUCCGCCGGAAAAUUCUCUUGCCUCAGCGGCGAUUGCGGCUCCGGCAAGCUCGAAUGCGCCGGAAACGCCGCCACGCCGCCUGCUACCUUAGCCGAGUUCACUCUCGACGGCGCCGGAGGCCUCGAUUUCUUCGACGUGAGCCUCGUGGACGGUUACAACGUGCCGAUGCUGGUGGCUCCCCAGGGUGGCUCCGGCGAUAACUGCACGAGCACUGGGUGCGUUGGGGACCUGAACGGCGCGUGUCCUUCGGAGCUUAGGGUUACGAGCGUGGAUGGGAAACAGAGCGUGGCGUGUAAGAGCGCGUGCGAGGCGUUCGGGUCCCCGCAGUAUUGCUGCAGCGGCGCGUAUGGGUCGCCCACCACUUGCAAGCCUUCGCCUUACUCGCAGAUUUUCAAGAACGCUUGCCCACGCGCCUACAGCUACGCGUACGAUGACAAGACCAGCACGUUUACGUGCGCUUCUGCUGCGGCUUACACCAUCACUUUUUGUCCUUCUCCUAGCAGUAACCCCAGUCAGAAAUCGUGGCAAGGGCAAAACCCUAAAUCAGAUAGUAGUGGCUCGGCUUCGGCUUCUGCUUCUGGGUCGCCGCAACUUAACAACGGCACAAUGGUAUAUGUAGGUAGCAUGGAUGAAAGUGAAUUAUGGUCCGCAGGUAGUACCCAUGGGCCGGAAUCUCAAACCAUUGCGGGCUUUGUUAGUAUCACCAUCGCUGUUUGGCUCUUGUGCCACCUCUACUAACUAGGCCCAUGUCCAUGUUUUUGUGCCUAAAAAAUGGUGGGACCCUAUCCACCACUUGUUUAAUUUACUACGUCCGCGUGGCCCACACAAGUUGCAACCAUAGUCACUACUCACUCACAAGCAUGCACGUCAUUUUAAAAUGCAUUCAUUGAUGGAACUCCACCACCUUACAAUACAACACAAGUGUUUUGUUUUUGUCCUGGACCCCUCAAAAAGCAGAAUCCGAUGUUAAAAGCUAUGGCUAUUGUGGCUCAUUGGUGAAGACUGAAGAGUGAACAUCCCCCCAAAUUAAACAACAUACUAUAUGGAGGAAAGGUGGUAGGGCUAUUAAAUGAUUUCUUUCCUUGUAAUUUUCUUGUUUAUAUAGUAUAGAAUUCUGUGUUAUGGGCGAUGGGAUUCAUUUAUUGGUUCGGAAUAAUAGACAACAUAAUGACCACAAGUACUAGUACCAUUUUACUGCCUUCUAUUUUCAAUAUGCUACUGGCAUGACACUAUUCAA